Microplitis mediator is the source of this 5410-nucleotide messenger RNA. Its product is annotated as dynein axonemal heavy chain 10-like. NCBI's taxonomy places the organism in Eukaryota, Metazoa, Arthropoda, Insecta, Hymenoptera, Braconidae. The transcript has 20 exons. The record is from RefSeq and is a predicted model, not a curated record. Bases 64 to 5244 code for a protein of 1726 amino acids.
AUUUGUCUUACGAGUUCUUAUAAAAUAACAAUUUUUCAAAUAAUAAAUAGAAAAUAUUUUUAAAUGAUGAGUCAGGAAUCAGAUCUAUUGAGUAUUAUUACAAACAGUGAUGAAAAUUAUUCGGAAAAUGUUGUAUCUGUUACUUCAACCACAUCAGAUUAUCGGAUUUUGUGGAUUUGGAAUAAAGUGAUGAAAUUUCUUGAUCUUGAUAGUGGCCACAAAUAUCUCUUCGAUAAUCUAUUAAAAGAUGGCUUAGAAGAUAAGCUGAUGGAUUUCUUCACUUUAGAUUCAAAUCAAGUCAUGGGGUUAGACAGUAUGGUUUUAUUUUUCCAUAAAACUUAUCGGAAUGAAGUUAUCCAAGAAGAGGUCUCAAUUUGGGAAGAAAAUAAAGGACGAUCUCAACGAUUAAAUAAAAGUGCCUAUGGAAAAAUAGAGAAAACAGAUGAAGAAAAGAAAAAGAAAGGAAAAAAAAGUAAAAAAGGAAAAAAAGAUGAAAAUUAUGAAGGAAAUAAUGAAACCCUCAGUACAUUAUUUUCUGGUGUAACAUCAACUCACAUGAAUUUAGAUAUUGAUGAUGACGAAGAUAAUGAAGAGUCUGCUACUCAAGAAGAUUAUGAAGAAAAAAAUGUCGUUGGCAAAUCAAAUUCGCAAAAAAUAAAGACUACAAUGAAACGCGGAGAGUCACUACGAUCUCUCUUCGCGCCGCUCCCUGGCGAAGAAGACAAAUAUAUUCUUACAAAGAAAGUAGUUGAUAAAGUGAUAGAGAUUCCAGUGAUACAUAUAACCUGUGGUCAAUUAACUCAAAACGAUCCAGAAUUAAUGAAAAACAAUUUUUUUUACUUUUUAAGAACAAGUGAUGAAAAAAUUCCAAAUUUUGAUUCUCAGGAAACUUGUGAUGACGAAAUUUUAAAUUAUAUUGUGGUCGGAUCUUUAAAUGGAUUUUUUUUGGAAUCUCUAAAUGAGAUGCUGGUUAAUGUAUUUGCUCCUUUGAUGGAAAAACAGUUAUAUGCCGAAAGUCCAAAACGAAUAUAUGAAAAUCAAGAUCAUGCUAAUAGUGACAAUAUCAUGAAAACUGAUGACAAUUCCAUUGAUUCAGAGUCUCAGACAACUAAAGUUCAUAAAUCUCUGGAGGAUAAAGAAUCGUCAAUAAAGAUUGAGAGUUUCGAGGAAUCUCAAAAACAAUUGAUGUCACCAGGAAAAGAUUUUACACACCAGCGAAUUUCAUCAGAGUGUGUUGAAGAAUACUCUGAGUCACUAAAAACAUUUAGUGAUCCCUGUCCAAAAAAUAUUAAGAAAACUAAUAUUAAACAACUUUUAAAAUAUCUUGAAGAAUUAAUAGCUUCUGUGCAGUGGAAUUUUGAGAAUAUCGGAGACGACAUUUUGAUACCUCUACCAAAAUCAUCAGACUUAUUAAACACCGAUUUUUUAAAUAUUGAGUUUUCUGCACUUGAUAGAAAUAUGAUUGAACAACUGGAGAAUAUUGUUAUCAAUUGGGAAAAACAUAUAAAUAAAGUAUUGGAUACUUAUAAAAAUAAAAUUCCACAAGGCAAGGGCCCAAUGGCUGAAUAUGAUUAUUGGCACGAUCGAUUGAUUGGUUUGUCGAUAUUAGUAGAAAAUUUGAAUUCACCAAUAGCCAAAAAAAUUAAAUCGAUUCUGAAUGAAGCUCGGUCAUCCAUUUUAUCAGCAUUUCAUUGGUUUGAAAUUGAACUUUGGAAAUAUUACACAGAAGCACGAGAAAAUAACAAAUUUCUCUUCACAGUAUUACGAUACUUCAAAUUAAUUACUGAAUCCAAUGAAUUGCAAGUUAUCAAUGAGGCUCUUCCAUCGUUAAUGGAAGGAAUGAAAAUGAUUUGGAUUUUGUCUAAGUAUUUCAAUACUGAAGAAAGAAUGACUUUACUAUUGGAGAGCAUUUCUUGGCAAUUAUGUGAAAAUAUUAAAAAUACUUUAUCAGUAAAGGAACUUUUCAGAAAACCAUUGGAAGAAAUCUCAUUGCAAGCUCAGAAUGCCUAUAAAAUGUUGAAAAGUUGGAAAACUUUGUAUUUAGUAACCCGCGAAAACAUUGAAUCGUCUGAAAAAGGUAAACGAUGGGAAUUCGAUCAGCAACGUCUGUUUAGUGAGACUGAAUAUAUCGCGAAAGUAUGCAACGACUUCAAUGAAAUUGCGAGUGUUCUUCAAAACUUUUACAAUAUUUUUGGCCCUGAGUUGAAAUCAAUCAUCACUGACCCAGCGCAAAUAGAUGUAAUUGUAAAAAGAGUUGAUGAGUUAAUUGAACCGAUUCUACAUGCUGACUUUAAUAUUUUCAAUAAACUUAAUCAAGAAAACUGGGAUGCUACUAUGGCUUGGUUUUAUUUGGAAGUAACUUCUUUACAAAAUGAAGCACUAUUUUUAAUGGACGAUUGUUUCAUGAUAUUAAUCAAUGCUGAACAAGCUUUGGAAGUGCUGCUUAAAUUCAAAAAUAUUCAAACGAGACAGGCUAUUCAAGAAUGCUUAUCAAUGAAAUUCGAUGUUAUUAUGCAACAAUUCAACAAGGAAAUUAACAAAGUUGAAAAUAUAUUUAAUUUAGGGAAAAGUAACCCGCCAUUAUUAAAAUAUCAUCUACCGAUCGCUGGUUCCAUAUUUUGGGAACGACAACUACUUAAUAGAUUACAAGGGCCAGUGAUGACAUUUAAAAAUGUCCCAGAACUCAAUCAGAGUCACUUAAAGUCGUUAGUUUUUAGUCAGUAUCUAGAUGCCGCUAAACGAAUGAAACAAUUCGAAGAUAUAAAAUUUAAUUCUUGGAAUACUAAAGCUAAUUCACGGAUAUUAAAUGCAAUGAAAAGAAAUAUUUUAAAGAUCGUUUCGAUAAACAAAAUUGUUAUACAAGAGCAGACAGUUGCAAAGAUCAAAAAUAUUCCUGCUAGAAAGUUGCGAUGUAUCGACUCUCAGACACAAGAGUUUAGUUCCGGGGGCAAAAAUUUAUACUUUGACUCGGCGGGUUCAAAAAUGGGAUCUGGUUUGAAGAGCUUAGCUAACAAAGUGCUCAAACUGCAAAUAAAUUUCAACAAAAUCGAUGAAACGCUACGUCCAGUGAAAAUAACGGAUGAUAAAAUCAUGGUCGAACAACAAUUGUGUUUUCAAGUUAAUUUUGAUUUGAAACUUUUCGAAAUAAUUUGCGAAGCAGAAAUGUUGGAACAAUUGGGAUUUGAAUUGUCAACUUCUAUAAGAGAUCUGGGGAUCCAAAAAGAUCGACUAAAAGUAGAUAUUGAGCUCAUACAAACGACAAUCGAUCAGUAUAAUGGAAUUAUGACUAAAUUGGAUGUAGCGGAUGUUAGGUUACUCAAGAACAUGAUAAAAAAUAUUGAUAAGUACAUACAGUCUGGAGUAACAAGAUUGAACUGGUAUUCCUUAGAUAUACCUAAUUUUGCUGCGCAUAGUAAAAAAUUGUUGAAAAAUUUAGAAUCGGUCAUUACUCAAGUUAAUCACAUAAAAAAAGAUCUCGAUAAUCGAAUAGAACAUAUCAGCACUUAUAAUUUAGUCACUACAUCGAACGAUCCUACUGAUUCAGAUUACAAGUUACUUCAAUGCAACAUGUAUUUUUCGGAUAUUAAAGCAAAGAGAACAAAGUUAGUUGAUGGGAUUUUAAAAGCUUACCAAUCAAUUAGCCCUAUAUUGAUAAAAUUGGAAAGUUUAGUCGAAAACACAACUACUGGGAAAAGUAAAGCGAUGCAAUUUUUUUAUGAACGAUAUGAACAAACAAUUUUCACAGCCUUUAUAACGUGCCUAGUGAGCAAUUUAGACGCUUUAAAUAUUCUAUUAUCUGGAAAUAAAUCAAUUUUUGUAGUAGACGCAGUUUUAUUAUCUUCCGAAGUAAUUCUUCGUCCCUCUCCGAAUGAAAUCAACAUAAUAAUCUUGCGAGACAUAAAAGAUUUGCUUGCGAGAUUUAAACUUUUUCCAAGAUGGGCAGCAGGAAGUUGUCACGAAUGUAAACAAAUUAAAGAAACGAGUACAGACAGUUUUUACAGAUUCAGUUUUUUUGAUAAUGUCAUGAGCAUUCAAAUUAUCAAUGAUCGUAUUGCUGCUAUUCAAAAUACAACACAAAGAUUGACAGUAGAGUGUUGGAAAUAUCUCAAUCGAUGGAAAAAAUACAGUAAUUUAUGGCGAGCUGACAAAUCUCAAAUAUGUGAAAAAUUUGUUGUGACGUGUCCGACUCUUAAUCAGUACGAUGAAAAAUUUACAUACUACGACACAAUAAUAGAAGAAAUUGAGGAAUGGACACCAUAUUAUGACAUAUCGAGUAUCAAAAUAAAUUUGACUCCACUAUUAAAAAGCAUUAAAGAGCAUGCUCAAAAAUGGAAACAACUUUUGGGAGAUUAUCUAAUAUCAGAAACCAAACAAUCGAUGAAAAACUUGACAUCUAUAAUUAAUAUAUUUCGAUCAGAACUAGAGCUUGUUAUCAAUAGUUUGAGUAGAUUCAAAGCAGUCAUGCAAACAAUAGGAAAUAUUAAAAAAAUGUCAAUACAAGCUAUGGUUCAAUAUAAUGAAUAUCAAGAAACCUUUAAAACAUUGAGAACACAUGGAAUAGUAUUUUUACCCGAGCUUGAAGACCAAGCUCGUAAAAUUCAAAAAGAUUGGGAAUCGAUUUAUUUUGAAUCACUUUAUCGAGCUACAACAUUAGAGAGCACAAAAGAACGCUUUCGUCAAAUGACUGAAGAACAAAUUUCUGAUCUUUUGAAAGAAUGUGAAGAGUUUGCUGAGUAUUUCAACGAAAAUGGACCUGGGAGUGUUGGUAAUGAUCUUGAUAGUGGACUCAUAAAAAUGGAAGAAUUUGAAAAAUUAAUCAACACUUUAGAAGAGCGACGACUGGAUCUUGUCAAUGCUGAAAUUUUGUUUGAUCUUCCGCCAACAAAUUUUUCAAUUUUCAUAUCAACAAAACAAGACUUUGAGGAUAUGAAACUAAUUUAUUCCUUGUAUAAAACUCAAAAAGAUGCAAAAGAAAUUUGGUCGAAAACUUUAUGGUCAGAUUUAAAUUCUCAACAGUUAAUUGAUGAAAUAGAUCUGUACAUCAAUGAGUUUAGGAAACUCCCAGAAACAGUUAAACAACUUGAUAUUGGUAAAGUUUUCGAAAUGAUGCUGGAAUCAUUUAGAAAUUCAGUGCCACUAUUUGUUGAGUUGAAAAAUGAAGCGAUGCGUGAAAGACAUUGGAAGGAAUUGAUGGAUAAAACAGGAAAACAUGUUGAUUUUCCCCCAGAUACAUUGGGUGGCUAAAAUAUAUAAUACCUUUGGUUAUAAAUUUUUUAUAUAUUUAGGAUUUAAAAUACUUUAAAAAUGAUUGUCUCUGAUCCUGAAAAAAAUAAUUUAUUAAUAACAAUUUUAUCGUUAAAUCCAUUUUUUUAUUUGCACGUAUUAAGAAUAAUUAAUUGUGUAAGAGGGG